Messenger RNA from Camellia sinensis, 743 nucleotides. NCBI's taxonomy places the organism in Eukaryota, Viridiplantae, Streptophyta, Magnoliopsida, Ericales, Theaceae. The record is from RefSeq and is a predicted model, not a curated record.
AACUUUGGUAUAAAGAAAGGUAUAUAUGUAAUAAUGGCUUUGUCAGAUUCAAAAGCUUCCCCAAACAGGAUUCAGUACGAUGACGGGUUGGAUGGUAAUGAUGAGAACGCUCUGCAAAAACAUGUUAAUUUCUUCGAUCGGAACCAAGACGGAGUUAUUUAUCCUUGGGAAACUUUUCAAGGUUUUCGUGCAAUUGGGUGUGGCAUUUUCUUGUCCACCUUUGCUUCCUUUUUUAUUAACGCCGGACUCAGUCACAAAACUCGUCCUGGUAAAUUCCCUUCUCUACUCUUCCCAAUUGAGGUAAAAAACAUCCACAAAGCCAAGCAUGGUAGUGACUCUGGUGUCUAUGACACAGAAGGCAGGUUUGUUCCUUCAAAGUUUGAGGAGAUUUACAGCAAGCACGCACGUACAAAUGCAAAUGCCUUAACAUCAGAUGAAUUAAUGGGAAUGCUACAGGCAAACAGGGUCCCAAAGGACCACAAAGGAUGGCUUGCAAGCUAUACGGAGUGGAAGAUCUUAUAUGUCCUUUGCAAGGACAAGAAUGGUUUACUGCAAAAAGAGACAAUCCGAGCUGUUUAUGAUGGAAGCCUGUUUGAACAGAUGGCAAAGGAGAAAGCUUCAUCUGGGAAACAAGCGUGAAUUAACCAAAACCUAGUGAUAAUUGACGCCUUGCUUCAAAUUUCAUACCUUUUUUUUUUUCCCUGUGUAGUUUGAUAUAUAAAAAAAUAAAUGGUUAAUUUAUC